AUGGAUUUUUCGGGAAUGAAGAGGACUUGGUGGGGUAUUGUAGUGGUGGGUGGCCGCAGAGGAGUGUCGGAACGUGUCGCGCUUAGCGUGGUGCACGCCAGUAAGUGGGACGCUGCAGCGAGCGUUUCUAGGGUCUUUAGUGGCUAG
Molecule: messenger RNA, 147 nt
Organism: Peronospora matthiolae
Lineage: Eukaryota; Oomycota; Peronosporomycetes; Peronosporales; Peronosporaceae
Source: the annotation of a GenBank genome assembly